AUGAGAAAUCCUAAUUUGGUUGUAACAGACGCUAAUUUAGACACAAUAUGUUCUUCGGCCACUGGAUUGGUUUUUGUUGUAACAGUCAACAAUACUUCUGAUAAUGAUUACAAUGUGGACCUUACAGCUGAUAAAUGCUGCCUAUCAAUUGGGAAUGAAAUGAAUUGUGAUGUUUUACAAGUUAUCGGAACAUGCGCUGAUAGGAUUCCUAGAGGUACAAUCAAAACUAUGAGACUGGUCGCGCCAAUAUUAGAUCCGUUUGAAAGAGUCGGCCACUGUUUGUUCCAUCUUGAUUCUAAAUCAUCACUUAACCGAAAAUCUAUGAGGAACAGAGUUAAAAUAAACUUUGAUACCAGACUCGAAAAUAAGCAUCAGUCGAUGAUCAUACCUAGAAAUGUUAGGAAUUGCGCAGGAGUUGACGAAGACCCUCUAAACGAUUGUCAAUUUGUAGAUUGCGAAACUUACUACAAUGGAAAGAAGCCCUAUUUUGAUAGAAUGUUGAGAAAAUGUUCUGAAGUACCAAAGUGUUCAUCUCACAAUGAUGCUCAAUUGGUUUAUGAUGCAUCUUCGAACAAAUGUAUCGAAGUUGCAUUGAAAAAAGAAGAUAUGGAUUUUGUUAAAAAGUUAGCUGAAAGUAGGCAUAGAACUCCCAAAGAUAUUAUUAUUAUCAAAAAUGUUCAAGAGCCUGUUUCUCACACUGAUGAGAAAACCUCUAAAACCAAUAAACAAUACAAAGAAAGCAAAACGAAAUCAUUUAACAAGAAAUUAAAUGAUCUCAUCAAAGUGUCUAUCAACACUAAGCCAGUAGCUGCAACAACUCUCGCUUCAACAGAAAUCAAUAAUAUUGAUCACAACAUAAAUAGUGACCUGGUCAAAACAGUGAGUUUUAAAUUUCGUUGUUUCAAUAACAUAUUUAAAUGCUGUUCAGUAAACUUUCUUGGCAUCAUAAUUCUGAUACAAUGCUGUUGUAUAUUUGCCAUGAUAUGCUUUUUCCCAAAACCCUGCGCGUGUAUGAAUAAGAAAAUGAUGAAAAACUUUCUGAACUAUCGCCAAGACGUUUCUGUUACAACUCCAUUGAUUGAUACUAGUAAUAUUGAUACUGAAACUACUCAUUAUACUAGUGAGUCGAAUGUUGAUAAAAAGAUCAAAUGCUACAAAGCGUGUCAGAAAGAUGUUAAUAUGAAAGGGAGUAUGUCCGACGAUAUUCUUUCAAAAUGCAUUACAAGAAGGGACUGGAGCAGCAAGCAUUUGAAAUAUACUCCCGAAAAACACAAAACCAAUUCGGACAUUUGUAGAAUUCAAGAGAAAUCUGAACACGAGGAUGAAAGCGUCAAUGAAGAGAAACAUAUAUCUGAAACAAAAGUUGAUAUAGAAAAAGAGACAGCAAGUAGAGAGAAGGAGAAAAAAAGCGCCCUUCGCAAAAGUAUUUUUCGGAAGCUUGGGACGAACAGCGAUUCUGAUGAGAAAACGUCGAAAUGCGAUUCAUCGGAGAAGGAACUCCAAAGCCAUCUGUAUACAUUCGAGAUGGCUGAAGAUACGUGUGCUCCACCAGAGAGUGUUAAAAAUGUUGAAGUUCCUGAGGCUGAUCCCGUUCAGAAGAACACGUUUUCGUUGUCCACGGAGAAAGCCGCACAGGCGGAGUUUUCAAACGAUUCCAUCGACGACUUCCUAUCGGAACGUGGAAUGAUUUAUUUGGCCGGCGACGACCUAUCGAAAUUUUCAUUUAACUCUUCAACUGACAUGAAAAGCUCGUCCACAUCGGGAUCAAGUAAGACUUCUAAAAACAACGUCGUGAAGAAUAUCCUGUCUGUUUUCCGAAGGAAUUCUAAAGUUGCUUCUUCCUCAGAUCCAGGAGUUAAAAAGAGUGGUGCGAGUAAUUUAGAAUUGUUACAUAUAUCACAUGCGUCAAUAUAUUCGUCAAGCAAUAAUGGAUCCGAUUAUAAGUGUCUCAAGAAGGUAAAGGAUUCAAGGACCUCUUUGUAA
Molecule: messenger RNA, 1983 nt
Organism: Amyelois transitella
Lineage: Eukaryota; Metazoa; Arthropoda; Insecta; Lepidoptera; Pyralidae
Exons: 2
Coding region: 1-1983 (660 amino acids)
Source: RefSeq, a predicted model, not a curated record